Messenger RNA from Rotaria sordida, 648 nucleotides. The record is from the annotation of a GenBank genome assembly. NCBI's taxonomy places the organism in Eukaryota, Metazoa, Rotifera, Eurotatoria, Philodinida, Philodinidae.
AUGGUAGACAUCAAUGCAAGAAAUAAACAUAUGCUUGAUAGAAAAUAUAUUUGUCAUGUAUGCUCAUUGAUAUUACGAGAGCCUGUACAAUUGACUGAAUGUGGUGAUCGACUAUGUCAAACAUGUUUAAAUGCUGAACAAGAAACGACAAUUAAAUAUCGGCAAUGCCAAGCAGAAACAUCACGAAUUAAAAAACAUCUCGAUCAAUUUCAUUCAAAUCUAAACUGUGAAUAUUGUGGUGAACAUUUCAACUCAGUUGAUAAAUUCAAUGAACAUAAAAUCUUCGAAUGUUCAAAAUUGAUUGUUGAAUGUAUAUUGAAAGGCCUUGACAGUAAUGAACGAUUUAUUCGUACCAAAAAGGAGAAUCAUUAUUUGAUUGAACAGCAUCAACAGGCUAUAUUUAAACUUAUUCGUCAAAUUUCAUCACAAUUCAAUGAUAGACAAAUGAAUAUUGAUCUUCCUCGAACAACAACUACAGGAGCUUGUAUUCCUGCUACAGCUCAAUUUGAAGAAGUUCAUGAAAUAUUGAAUAUCUUGGCAGGUGGCAUCGAAGCAUUGGUCAAUAAUGAACAACGUCUAAGUAAUGAAUCAUUCCAAAUGCAAAUUACACUUACAAUAUUGAAAGAAAAAUCAUCGAAAUUAAAAUAA